Messenger RNA from Fusarium musae, 984 nucleotides. RefSeq lists its product as uncharacterized. Bases 1 to 984 code for a protein of 327 amino acids. The transcript is spliced from 2 exons. NCBI's taxonomy places the organism in Eukaryota, Fungi, Ascomycota, Sordariomycetes, Hypocreales, Nectriaceae. The record is from RefSeq and is a predicted model, not a curated record.
AUGGACAACCAAUCGGGUUAUAACACCCCCCUUUCAGAAGUGUCCGACAAAGAAAGGGGGAGAAUAAAGCGGUAUAUAGGCGAAGGUAACCUCACGUCCGAACCCGGGACCGCCAGGACUGGUGGUAGUUUAAGAACCACACAGGUGAACUUGAGCGACCUGAGCGAAGACAGAAAGCACAUACUGGCGGCAAGGAUGAAGCAGACACGAGACGAGUGGGACCGAAGUGAGUACUCUGCGAAUACACUAGGUACCGUUGACGGAGGCUCCGUUGCGCACAGCCACAAGACAAGCCAGGUAGGCUUCGGCAACCUGGCAAACCGUCGUCAGGGCCAGCGCGCUCCUGCGGUUCCAGCCUUGACUACUCGAGGUCAGAGAGCGACGAGAAGUUUGGGCAGCGGUAGGUCUUUGACAAGCACACGAGGACGGGGAGAGGAGACUAAUAUUGACACUCCAGGUUCCAUCACCGGCGGCUUUGCUCCUGCUUCCAGGGCACACACUGCGGCUGGUGCUUUGCCUGCCCCGAAGUCACCCGCUGCGGCCGGUCCAUUUGUGCCUGCUACCACUGGCAUCGGCAGCUUUGUACCUGGUCCCAAAGCACCCACUGCAACCGGUGUCUUUGCGCCUGUCCCUACAGCACCUACUGGCGUCAGCGGCUUCCCUCCUGCCCCCAAGGCACCUACUAAGACCGGCGGUUUUAGACCUGUUCCUAAGGCCCUUUCUGUCAUCAGCGCAACGACAACGGUUAUUCGCGAUCCGACCGCCAACCCGGGACAAACCACAACUCCCCCCUCCCUAAAGGUCGACAAAGACGCAUCGCAGCUCGGGACUGGCUCCUCGGAGCAGACGGAGGAGCAGUUCAAGGAGCUCAUUGAUGAGAUGGCGGCUCUGCAGCAGAGCAUGUCUGUCAAUGAGCAGAAGCAGAGGUGGAUGUUCUUCAAUCUGCAGAAACAGCGGAAGGAGAAGGGCGCGGAGAAGAAUUAG